GACCUCAGCGCGUUGGCCCGAGGUAAACAACGCUGCUGGGGCCGGGGCGGCCAUGGCGUGCUGCUGCUGCUGCUCAAUUUGAAGCAACGACUUAAAAUGGCCAGAAACACAGAGGACGUACUGGAUUCUUGGCUGUGAUCCCGUCGAACAUUUUUGUUCAUUCAGUUUAUCCUUCGAUCUUGCUCGUUGUCUUUAGCCAUGUCGUCGCGCGUGUUGAUGCGACAGCAGCUGAUGCGAGAACAAGCACAGGAGCAGGAGAGGCGAGAGGCCCAGCAACAGGCCUCUGCCUCUCAGCUCCGGCCCACUGACACCACUCCUGCCAUCUCCGUCUCUUUGCCUCCAAAUUCUGCCCGCCCCCCUCCAGCCCAAGUUCCUGUGGAGGUGCUAAAAGUGCAGACCCACCUAGAGAACCCUACCAAGUAUCACAUCCAGCAGGCACAAAGGCAACAGGUGAAGCAGUACCUCUCCACCACUCUGGGUAACAAUGCAGUUACUCAGACGCUUGGUGUUUCGCCUGUGCCACAGUGCAGCUCCGCCCCUGAGGUUGCCCAUACUGCCACCAGUGCCCCUAACAGUCCGAUGGCCCUACUUAACAUCAGUUCCAACAAGGAGGAAAUGGAAGAUGUAAUAGAUGACAUAAUUAGUCUUGAAUCCAGUUUCAAUGACGACAUCAUCACGUUAAUUGACUCAGGUCUUCAAUUACCUAGUACGCUCCCAGGAAAUCUGUUGGAUGUGUAUCAUAGCCCUGGAAUGGCAGCACCCACUCUGGCUGUCAGCAACUCAUGUCCUGCUGAUCUUCCAAAUAUUAAAAGGGAAAUUACUGAUGCUGAUACCAAAGCUUUUAUGAAGGAGAGGCAAAAGAAAGACAACCACAACUUGAUUGAGAGGAGGCGAAGAUUUAAUAUUAACGACCGCAUAAAAGAGCUUGGUACUCUCAUACCCAAGUCAAGUGACCCCGAGAUGCGCUGGAAUAAGGGCACCAUUUUGAAGGCCUCUGUGGAUUACAUCCGCAAGUUACAAAAGGAGCAACAUCGAACCAAGGAUAUUGAACUGCGCCAGAAAAAACUGGAGCAAGCGAACCACAGUUUAAUGUUGCGUAUCCAGGAGCUGGAAAUACAGGCCCGCAUCCAUGGCCUCACUUCUAACGCCAGUAUCUCUGGUCUGAGCUCCAGUCCUGCCUUGCUGCAACAGCACCAGCAAAUCCUUCAGAAUGGCCAGUCCCUGCAUCCCAGUGCAGAUGCAACAUCCGGGCAGAACCUCCUCAGUUUGGGUGCGGCAGCUACUGGACAGCCUCUGCCCACUGCCUUCCUCUCCCCACCUUCCUCAGACUCUCCCGCUGGUGUCACCAUUAGCAGCCCUUUAGAGUUGGGCAGCCUGAGCUUCGCAGAGCUAGAGGACACCUCCGCCUCGUCUCUCUACCCUGAUGUCGGCUUGGGGGACAUUCUUAUGGAUGAUGGAUGCACACUCUCUCCAGAAGCGGUGGCUGAGCCCCUCUUUUCUCCAUUGUCACCGGGUGCCUCUAAAACCAGCAGCCGCAGGAGCAGCCUCGAUAUGGAUGAAGACUUGUGACAUGCUCGGAGUGGCACACGCGUGCUCGCCAGGACUGAAUGUCAGCAUGCAGUCUGUCUCUAAUGUUAAGUGAGUCUGUUUGUAGGACUGUUGCCGUUUGAAGUAAAUAUUCAGAUUGAAAAUAACCUAAAUGUUAGUGGGACUAACCCUCUUGUCCUGGUACAUGUAAAUGUUAUUGGUGAUCCUAUUGAGUGCUGGUUGAGUGAUUAUGUCUGGGUGUGCAUAUGCAAUAGUAUUGAAACAGAAUAUUGUACACUAUAGGGUAGUUUACAGACAAUAUAUGAAUAAUUUUUCAUAUUUUUCAAGAUUUAAGAGUAAUAUACAUUUUUGCUUGAAUUAUUAUGUGGUCGUAUACAGAAUACUUUCUUGGCCUUAUUAAUGUAACAGUAUUGGCAAAAUCAAAAAGGUGCAAAGAUAUGUUUUAUUUUUAUUUUUUUACUGGAAUCAGGGUUUGCACAUGUGUCCGUGUUGGUAUAUUUAGAGAGGGUAUAAAAGGGAUAUGCUUAAAAAGUGAAUUGGCACAUUAUGAAAUGCUUUCCCUCUUUGUGUGAAAAUAAGGAUAUUUUCCAGAAAUUCAUUGCACCUUAUGUUAUUGCAGUCUAUGCAUUUUAUGAGAAAUCUGUUUUAUAUAUGACACAAUGGGUGCAUGUAUUCUUAUGAGUGUUUAAAUGCUGCCGCUGCUGCUAGUUAGCCAAAGCAGGACUCAAAGUAGCUACAGUGCAAAUUACAAAUCAAUGUUCUAUUUUUCAAUAUACUCAGCUUCACAAUAAAACACAGAGAACAGUUUGAUUUUUUUAUAAUAGUGCUGCAGUUAAUUGUAUUUUUGAUACCUAAAUAAUUGGUUGAUGUGCAUGUUGUUUCAUGUGACUAAUAUUUGUGUUUGUGAUUGUUAUUCUCCAUUAACCUUGGUGAUCGCUGGCUGAUUUUACCAGAUCAUUUCAUUUGAGUAUUUUUCAUUAUAGUGGGGGUGUAAAAUGAUCUUUAAAUGCAUAGUUUUUUUUCUUUUUAAUAAACCACUAUUUUACAGGUAUACCAUGAGGUAAAGAUAACACGGCAUUUAAUUCUUUAGUUGCAUCAUGCAAGUAGAAAUAAAUGAAUGUGUACUUGUCUAUGCAUGUUUUUAGUUUUCAAACACUGGGGCAAUGUAAAUAAGAAUUUGUUUCAGCAGGUUUUGAAAGUGGUAUGGUUGUAUUUGCAAUUUUGUUGGUGUUACAAAAACAUGAACUGAACCAGCCCAAUUAGUUUUUAAGUUACAUUGUUGUCCACUCCUGGAAUUUAUAUACUCUAAGGCAUACCCCUUCUAUUUUAUUUCACAUUAGCUAGUUUGGUGUCGUGCCCGAUUGUGCAAUUCUAAAAUCAAGCACCAAAUGAACAGCAUUUUGUUGCUUUCUGAAACUUAAAAGCACAUCCAGCCUUUCACAAUUGUAUGAGAAACUUUGUGUGUUUCACCUGUUAAUUGUAUAUGCUCAACUCAGUGUGUGAGUAAAUUUGAACAAAUAAACUAUUCUUUCAUGUGUUUA
Messenger RNA from Corythoichthys intestinalis (scribbled pipefish), 3089 nucleotides. RefSeq names its product transcription factor binding to IGHM enhancer 3b (gene tfe3b). The coding region runs from base 199 to 1569 and encodes 456 amino acids. Gene Ontology annotation, cellular component: nucleus. Gene Ontology annotation, molecular function: DNA-binding transcription factor activity, RNA polymerase II-specific; RNA polymerase II cis-regulatory region sequence-specific DNA binding; protein dimerization activity. NCBI's taxonomy places the organism in Eukaryota, Metazoa, Chordata, Actinopteri, Syngnathiformes, Syngnathidae. The transcript is spliced from 9 exons. Gene Ontology annotation, biological process: regulation of transcription by RNA polymerase II. The record is from RefSeq and is a predicted model, not a curated record.